GCCGGCGGGUGCGGCGGGGCGCGCUGCGCCUCCCUUGUGCCCGGGCGCACCGCGGACCUCGCCUGCGCGGAGGUAGCAGCGUCUUUGGCCGUUGUUGCUCAUUAAGGAGCCUCUCGAAGCAGUCGUGGCGUUGAGAAGCGGUGCCUGCAAAUUAACUUUCAGUGAAUAGAGUACGCAGGGAACAUAAAGUACUGCUCCCGAGUCUUACACAGCACUGAUGCAUAUGUUGUGGAAAAAUAAGAAACAAAAUGAAACCUCUUCAAAAUGUGUGGCUUUUCAGGAGCCUACUUACCAAGUGCUGCUCUCAUGAUAGAUUCACACUGGUGUUUAGCAGUCGGCUUAGGAAAAAGCAUCAGGAUUCUCAUGCAUUGUGGAAGCAUGAGGCUAUGCAGAAGUAUCUAGAGUCUCUAAGCAAGGAAUACCAGCAGGUUAGUCAUCUGCUAAAUGCUGGCUCAAUAAAUGACUUUGAGGAAAAAUCCCUGAAGAGAAGACACGCUGAUCUAUCUCCAAUUGCAGCUGUAUUUCAAGAAAUCAAAGAGGCAGAAAAAGAGGUUCAAGAGCUAGAAGCCAUGUGCAAAGCUGUACUGGAGUUUGCUCUAAGCAAAGUGAGAUUGGCUAAUGUCUGUUCCUGUUGUUGGAAUUCAGAGCUAGACAGCAGAGAUGAGAAACAACUUCUAGAGCUUGCCUUAGAAGAGAAGGAAACCCUUGAUAAAAAAAUCAACACAUUGUGCAGAAAGCUCUCCCAGAUUCUAGUGCCGAAAGAAAAGCAUGAUGGAAGUCAUGUCAUAUUAGAAGUGACAGCUGGCAGAACAACUGGAGGUGACAUCUGCCAACAGUUCACUAAAGAAAUGUUUGAGAUGUACCAGAACUAUGCGGACUAUAAACGUUGGACCUUUGACAUUCUGAACUAUACAGCGGCUGAGAUAGGUGGGUUGCAUCAUGCAGCUGCUCAGAUUUCAGGAGAUGACGUCUACAGGCAUCUGAAAUAUGAAGGAGGGACGCAUCGAGUCCAGCGAAUCCCUGAGACAGGCCUAUCAUCAAGAAUGCAGCGUAUUCACACUGGGACAAUGUCAGUCAUUGUCCUCCCUCAGCCAGAGGAGGUCGAUAUUAAAGUGGAUCCCAAAGAUUUGCGUAUAGAUACAUUCAGGGCCAAAGGAGCAGGAGGGCAACAUGUUAACAAAACUGACAGUGCUGUGAGAAUUGUACACCUCCCUACAGGACUAACAGUUGAGUGCCAGCAGGAGCGAUCACAGCAAAUGAACAGAGAAAUAGCUCUGCGGACACUGAGAGCUAAGCUGUACCAGCAGAUCAUUGAAAAACAAAUAAGCAAAGAGCAGAGUGCCAGAAAACUGCAGUUGGGAACAAGAGCACAGUCAGAGAGAAUUCGUACUUAUAACUUCACUCAAGACAGAGUCACUGACCACCGGAUCUCGUAUGAUGCACGCAAUAUCAAGGAAAUUCUAAGUGGGAAAGAAGCACUGGAUAAGCUAAUCAACAGACUACUGGAGUUUGCGGAAGUAGAGGCUCUCACUGAGUAUCUAGAAAACUUGCAGUCUUUGGAAAGAGGAGGCUCCUGAAAACUUUGUGUACAGUUAAAACAGAAAUUUUGUCUUUAAUAGUAAAAUAAAAUGAAUGCAUUUGUUAGAUAACAGCUUGGUUAAAA
Molecule: messenger RNA, 1663 nt
Organism: Rhea pennata
Lineage: Eukaryota; Metazoa; Chordata; Aves; Rheiformes; Rheidae
Gene: MTRF1
Product: mitochondrial translation release factor 1
Exons: 12
Coding region: 249-1577 (442 amino acids)
Biological process (GO): translational termination
Molecular function (GO): translation release factor activity
Source: RefSeq, a predicted model, not a curated record